Penicillium canariense is the source of this 678-nucleotide messenger RNA. RefSeq lists its product as uncharacterized. The coding region runs from base 1 to 678 and encodes 225 amino acids. The record is from RefSeq and is a predicted model, not a curated record. Gene Ontology annotation, molecular function: transmembrane transporter activity. The transcript is spliced from 3 exons. NCBI's taxonomy places the organism in Eukaryota, Fungi, Ascomycota, Eurotiomycetes, Eurotiales, Aspergillaceae. Gene Ontology annotation, biological process: transmembrane transport.
AUGAUUCUGACAGCGACUAGUGUCACGAUGCUGACAGGCUUCUCCUUUUUCCUCGUCGUCAUAAACAUGCCUCUGCGCUUUCAGAUCGUCAACCAGAAAAGCCCAUCUGGAGCAGGUCUCAGCAUGCUGCCAUUACUUUCAGAAUCUGGACUCGGAUCUUUCACGAGCAGUUUCUUUCUACGACAAAGAAAUCUCACAUUUCAAUGCCUUGUUUUCGCUUCUGGACUUGUACUGCUUGGGUGCGGCCUGAUGACCACCUUAUCCGAUCAAAUUGCAAUAGAGCUGAAGUGCUAUGCCUAUCAAGUGAUUCUUGCUUUGGGCGUCGGCAUGAUCAUGUCAGCCACAAAUUCGCUGUCAGUUCAAUGUAUUGACACUCUCCAGCCGUCGCGCAAGGUAUUAUCGCCCAAGCACGCAUGCUCGGAGGAAGCAUCGGUGUCGCUGCUGCAAACGCGAUAUUCAAACAACCUUCAAGGUGUCUUGUCACCUUAUGAAAUCAAUGCUUUGCAGGUAUCCACUUCGAUUCUGGACUCACUAAGCCCGACUGAAUUGCAAUCCGUCAGGGCCGCAUUUUCCACUGCAUAUGAUCAGUCUUUGAAGGUCUGUGUUUGUGUGCAAGCAUUUGCGCUAUUGGCUGUAUUUUGCGGAACGCAAAAGAAGCCUAUCGCAUUGAGAGCUUAA